Messenger RNA from Salarias fasciatus (jewelled blenny), 1636 nucleotides. RefSeq lists its product as uncharacterized. Lineage: Eukaryota; Metazoa; Chordata; Actinopteri; Blenniiformes; Blenniidae. The record is from RefSeq and is a predicted model, not a curated record. The transcript is spliced from 7 exons. The coding region runs from base 5 to 1387 and encodes 460 amino acids.
GUGUAUGACUCCAGAAAAGACGGUCAAGUUGUCCUUUCCAGAGUAUGUGUUGCACACAGACUCUGAACUUGAACAAGUCCGAAAACAAUACUUUGAGUUAGCGAAAAAAGGCGAGGAGGGCAACUUUGAAAUGUCCAAGGACCUGAGAUGUCGACUCAUCCGAAACACUAUGACAAGCAUGAUUGCAAUCCUGAGGGCAAAAGGUGAUGGGGAUUCAGACAGAUACCCUUCGAAACCAGAAGUAACAGCGAUGGCCAAGAGAAUAGUCCAGUACUACCCCAUGCUCCAGGACAAAGGCAGCAAGAAGACAUCGUGGAUCACAGUGUACGCACAACUGUACAAAAGACUCCAAAAUGUGAGAUCCCCUCAAAAGGCGAGUCCAGGUGGAAGUCAGCCAAAGAAGCGUCGUGUUGGCCAACGAAGUGACACCGAUGAUUCAACUGACUCAACCAUUAUUUUGGAUCGCUCCUCAGAUGAAGGUGUCCUCCAGGAUUUAGGACACAAAGAAAGAGAAUUUCACAGUCCAGACACUGGAAGCCAAGCGACCACACCCACCAGGAGUUUGUCGCCGGCUGUCUCUAAUAAGCCUGCAGAUGUCAGUCCUCCAAAAAGGGACAGUCCAGCAAUCAUGGCCAAGCACUACAAGACCCUCCAGGCUUUGUAUAAGAAAAAGAAACCAAACCACGAGUCUGUCUCUCAGCUCCUGGACUUGGAAUUUCCAGCCAGACGAGCAUUCAUUGAUUCUGAUGCAAUUAGUGAGGAGAACAGACCUGGACAAAUUCUGGAGGCAUAUCCUUGUUUUAAGGAAAUUGGACAUGUGAUGGAAGAGCUUCGGCGCAUCUUGGACAAGGACAACACCCAAUACAUCAACCAGGUGAAGGAAAGAUGGCACGACUUCUCCCAGAACGUGCAGUUUUUUGGGAUGUGGAAAAAGCUGCUGAAAUCCCCAAUGGGAAUGGAGAAAACUGAACAGGCUGUUGGAAUCCUUCGUUUGCUGCCAUUGUUGUUCCCCUCUGGAUCUGCUCCGGUUAAGAAACGUGGAGAUCCAAGUGAAGCUCUUGUGCAUGUUCUUGAGGACAAUGAAGACCCCGGCACCUACUUGACGAAGCGCCCUCUCUCCUGUCCAGUGCUGAUUGUGAGUCCAUGCAACUGCCUCCUGGCCGUGGGAGAUGUGCCAGUGACGACGUUCCCAAAAGAGCAGGUCACCGAGGGUGCUUUACACCUCAUGGCCUACUAUUAUGCUCUACACCUCACUUACCCCAAGUGCAUAGCCACACUGCUUUCCAUCAUACAAACGGAGGUCCUUCAUGACGCCAUCCAUGAGAAAGACCUCACACCAGGUUACAAAAAGAGCCUGGCUGAAUGGAAAGAUUUUAUUGGCAAAUAGAGCAGAGCACCACUGUGAUGGCUAGUUAUUUGUGUUUGUAAAUAACGAGCCACAUGUUCAGACCCUGUUUUUGUUUUUCCCAUUGAUCAGACAAAUCACAAUGUUAUUUCAUUCUCUGUUGUGCUGGGGGUUUUUCGUUGUUUUUUUAUUACUGUGCAAAAAAAGCAAAUUUUCAGUUUGAUGUUCUAUUCAAGUUAUUAAUAAAGUGUUGUUCUAAAUGUGUUUUACAUGGUGUUUAUAUGGUAUAGU